GUUCGGAUGUUGUGACGGGUGGAAGUGUGAAUUCGUAGUGCUCUUUUACGUUCGGUUAACCGUUUCGGCUCUAGACACAUUCCAUACUCCAAAAACGAGCGUGUGUAUGAGUAGGCGACUGUGAAUCUGUGAAUCGUACAGCCGUGGUGUACGUGUGGCCCGUUCAGUUGUGUUCCGAUCAGCGCCCCAAGUGCUUGUGCAGUGCUUUUAUUUUUACGUCCAAAAAUUGAAUCCAGUUCGAAAUCGGCCAAUACUUUACGACCUCAAUGUGUGCCAUCUAGACGACUGAGUGAUCCAGAAUGCACUUAGCGAUAGGAUUUGUGUUACUACUUUGCCUCGGCAGCGGGACGCGACCAGUGAAAGCAGAAUACUACCAAAAGGACUCGUACUCCGAGUACAACUGCAACGAGCCACUGUUGGAGCAUGCCAAGCUGACUGCCACCUCGCAGCUUCGGGAACGUGGGCCGGAAAAUGCCCGCCUCAACGCGGGCAGCGCCUGGACCGCACAGCAGUCUGACUUCGAGCAGCAGCUCAUUAUCGAUCUGGGCAUAGUACGAAACGUGACUCGAAUCGCAAUCCAGGGACGUCCUCACAGUAACGAGUACGUCACCGAGUUCAGUAUCAGCUACGGCUUCAACGGGUUGGACUAUAUCGACUACAAAGAGCCCGGGGGCAACACUAAGCUUUUCAAGGGCAACAAAGACGGCGACUCGGUGCGCCACAACUCGUUCGAAGUGCCAAUCAUUGCGCAGUGGAUUCGGAUAAAUCCAACCCGCUGGCAGAACCGCAUCUCACUGCGUGUCGAACUGUACGGAUGUCACUAUGAAUCUGAAAAUGUUUACCUCAACGGGACGAGCCUCCUGCGGUUCGACCUGCUGCGGGAACCGAUAGCGGCGACGCGAGAAACCAUCCGAUUCCGUUUCAAGACAGCCCUGCCGAACGGGGUGCUGCUGUACUCGAGGGGAACACAGGGCGACUAUUUCGCACUGCAGAUCAAGAGCAACCGGAUGGUGCUCAAUUUGGAUCUGGGAUCGCGCAUUAUGACUUCCCUCUCGGUGGGAAGCUUGCUGGACGACAACGUUUGGCAUGAUGUGGUCAUUUCGAGAAAUCGGCGAGAUAUUAUGUUCAGUGUGGAUCGGGUGAUUGUCGAGAAAAAGAUCAAGGGAGAGUUCGAUAAGCUGAAUCUCAACCGGGCGUUCUACAUCGGUGGCGUUCCCAAUAUGCAGGAUGGUUUGAUUGUGCAGCAAAAUUUCACCGGCUGCAUCGAAAACCUUUACUUCAACGCUUCGAAUUUCAUCCGGAAUAUGAAGGAGGCGUUCUACGAGGGAGAACACAUGCGCUACAGCAAAGUGAACAUCAACUACAACUGCCCCGAGCCUCCGAUUAGCCCGGUAACGUUUCUGACCCGUGGCUCCCAUGCCAAACUGAAGGGCUACUACAGUGUGAAACAGAUGAACGUGAGUUUCGCGUUCCGAACGUACGAGGAGAAAGGUCUGAUGUUGCAUCACGAUUUUCUGCAAGGAUCCGUCAAGGUGUAUCUGGAGGACGGUAAGGUGAAGGUGGAGCUGAAGACCGAUAACCUGCCGAAGCCGGGAACGAUUUUGGAUAAUUACGAUCAACAAUUCAACGAUGGCAACUGGCAUACGCUGUCGCUGGCGGUCAGGAAAAAUAGUUUGGUGCUCAGUAUUGACGAACGACCUAUGGAGACAGUGAAGAACAAUUCUAAUGGGAAACUCGUUAUCAACAGCAGGCAGCUGGAUAUCCGAACCGGUGAACUGUACUACAUCGGCGGGGGCAAAACGAAGGAUGGAUUCGUUGGUUGCAUGCGAACGAUUAUCAUCGACGGAAAUAUCCGUCCGCCAGCCGAUUGGAAGGAGGAGGAAUACUGUUGCAAGGGCGAGAUGCUGUUCGACGCGUGCCACAUGAUCGACCGGUGCAAUCCGAAUCCGUGUAAGCAUAAUGGAAACUGCAAGCAAAAUUCGAUGGAGUUUAGUUGCGAUUGCACUGGGACGGGUUACGCGGGAGCCGUUUGUCACACCUCGCUAAAUCCACUGUCGUGCCAGGCGUACAAGAAUGUUAAUACAGUGCAGUCGAGGACCACGAUCAAUAUCGACGUGGAUGGGAGCGGUCCACUGGCACCGUUUCCGGUGACGUGUGAAUUUUAUACCGACGGUCGGGUGAUCACAGUGCUGAGCCACAGUUCGGAGCAUACGACCCGGGUGGAUGGGUUCUCGGAGCCGGGAUCGUUCGAGCAGAAUAUUAUCUACGAAGCGGAGUUGCCACAGAUUGAAGCGCUGUUGAAUCGAUCACAGGCUUGCUGGCAGCGGCUCAAUUAUGCUUGUCGAUCAUCAAGAUUGUUCAAUUCACCUUCGGAAGCGGAAAAUUUCCGACCCUAUUCGUGGUGGGUUUCGCGCCAUAACCAGCCCAUGGAUUAUUGGGCGGGAGCUUUGCCUGGUUCCAGAAAGUGCGAGUGCGGGAUUCUGGGCAAUUGCGUUGAUCCAACGAAGUGGUGUAAUUGUGACGCUAAUAAUGUGGAAUGGCAGGAGGAUGGAGGUGAGAUCCGAGAGAAGGAAUAUCUUCCGGUGAAGGCCUUGAGGUUUGGUGACACGGGUACUCCACUGGAUGAGAAAUUGGGACGAUACACGCUGGGUCCGUUGAAGUGCGAAGGCGAUCAUCUGUUCAAUAAUGUGGUUACGUUCCGCAUCAAGGAUGCUACCAUUAAUUUGCCCCCCUUUGAUAUGGGCCACUCGGGUGAUAUCUAUUUCGAAUUUAGAACUACCAUUGAGGAUGCCGUGAUUCUGCACGCUAGAGGACCAACUGAUUUCAUUCGGUUGAAUAUCGUUGGAGGAACGAAACUACUUUUCGAGUACCAGGCCGGUACGGGAACACAGAAAGUGUAUGUGGAGACAAGCUAUCGAUUGAGUGACAACCGUUGGCAUUCGGUUAGUGUGGAGCGUAAUCGUAAAGAGGCCCGUCUGGUGGUUGAUGGGUCGAUCCGGGCGGAGGUUAGAGAACCCCCGGGUCCAGUCCGCGCGUUGUACCUCACCUCGGAGCUUGUGGUGGGAGCUACUCUCGAUUAUCGCGAUGGAUUCGUAGGAUGCAUCCGGGCUUUCCUGUUGAAUGGGAACCAUGUUGAUCUGAGAUCUUAUGCGGAUCGUAAGAUGUAUGGAAUUUCACCAGGUUGUGUUGGCCGUUGCGAGUCCAGUCCUUGUCUGAAUAAUGGAACGUGUACAGAGAGGUAUGACAACUUCGUUUGUGAUUGUCGUUGGAGUGCGUUUAAGGGUCCUAUAUGUGCUGAUGAAAUCGGCGUCACGAUGAAGGCCGGCUCGAUGAUCAAGUACGACUUCCAGGGAGCGUUCCGUUCAACGUUGCACGAGCGUAUCCGGGUCGGAUUCACAACUACCAACCCGAAGGGUUUCUUGCUGGGUUUCUAUUCGAGUCAAUCAAAGGAAUAUCUGACGAUUAUGGUUUCGAAUUCGGGUCACUUGCGAGUGGUGUUUGAUUUUGGUUUCGAACGACAGGAGCUGAUCUAUCCAACGAAACAUUUCGGCCUUGGUCAGUACCACGAUGUAAGAUUCUCGAGAAAGAACGGCGGAAGUACUGCCGUGCUGCAUAUCGACAAUUACGAACCGAAAGAGUAUCACUUUGACAUAAAGGAUUCCGCUGAUGCACAGUUUAACAAUAUCGAGUAUAUGUAUAUCGGAAGGAAUGAAUCGAUGAAGGAUGGCUUCAUUGGGUGUAUAUCGAGGGUAGAGUUCGAUGACAUCUACCCGCUGAAAUUCAUGUUCCAAGAGAACCCUCCACCAAAUGUGAAAUCACUUGGAACCCCGCUGACAGAAGAUUUUUGUGGUGUUGAACCAGUGACGCAUCCACCCGUUGAAAUCGAAACUCGUCCUCCUCCGCUCGUGGAUGAAGACAAGCUGCGAGAUGCCUACGGACCGGACACCGCCAUUCUUGCAAGUGUCCUUGCGGUACUCCUCGUUCUGCUGAUCAUUAUGGCCAUCCUGAUUGGUCGCUACAUGAACCGCCACAAGGGCGAGUAUCUGACCCAGGAAGAUAAGGGUGCAGAUGCGGCCCUCGAUCCGGAUGAUGCCGUGAUGCAAUCGACAACCGGUCAUCAAGUGACAAAACGGAAAGAGUGGUUUAUUUAAUAGAAGCCAAUGCCGCGCUUUUCGCACAGGAAUUAAUUCAAUUCCGGUCGGUGAGAAAAAAGAGGAAAGGUUUAACUACGGAAGCUAGAGGGCGAAUUUUGCAGGAGCAGCUGUAAAUAAAGUGUUCAACACGCGUAUAGAUUUUGUUGUUGUUUUGUUUCCAGCUCAUCGAUUUCUCGUUUCUUAGUUUUGUGCGUGCGAUCCUUGUACAGUGAUCUUACCGACGUAAACCUUUUACAUCGAUUGUAUGCUCUUUUCCGUUUCGGCCAAUGUAUCGUACAAAUCGUUUACAUCGUUUAGUGGAAUUCGAAACAAAACUUAACUUAGACCAUCUACAAUAUGGGCUAAAAACGCGCGAAAAAAAGCAGCUAAUCUGACAAACUUUAGUUUUAUUGUUUUUUUUCUUCUAGAAGAUAAAUGUUUUUUUAUAUAUUAAUUUUACCCGUCCAUCGUACUUUUAGUUACUUUUAUCAUAAAUACGAUUAUCUGAGUUAGCUCGUAAGGUUCACAUUAGUUCAAAAUAACAGUUUUUGCAGCGAAGGAUGUAGUAGAUCUUGGGCCUGACGCAACGCAGGAAGAAUGCAGUAGUAGCUUUAGUGCUCGGUUAGGUGUUCAGACUCUUUUUCCAUUUAUUUAUUUAGUGAACGUUGAGUUCACUCGUUUUAAAAUCAACGUACGUCAGGUACAUUAUGUCCCCCAAUACAGACCAUAGGAAGAUGUGAAUGCAUAACAAUUAAGUUUACAUUUGGAGAUGAGGCAGAAAUGUAAAUAUUUUUUGAAAUACACGAACGCAGCGGUGAA
This is a messenger RNA of Toxorhynchites rutilus septentrionalis, 4952 nucleotides long. It is a transcript of the gene Nrx-IV, whose product is annotated as neurexin-4. The transcript is spliced from 11 exons. The coding region runs from base 300 to 4151 and encodes 1283 amino acids. The record is from RefSeq and is a predicted model, not a curated record. NCBI's taxonomy places the organism in Eukaryota, Metazoa, Arthropoda, Insecta, Diptera, Culicidae.